Urocitellus parryii (Arctic ground squirrel) is the source of this 2505-nucleotide messenger RNA. The record is from RefSeq and is a predicted model, not a curated record. NCBI's taxonomy places the organism in Eukaryota, Metazoa, Chordata, Mammalia, Rodentia, Sciuridae.
AUGUCGAGGCCCAAGGGAUUGUUAUGGGUCCCUUUGUUCUUCACCCCGGUCUGCGUCAUGCUCAACUCCAACGUCCUGCUGUGGAUCACCGCCCUGGCCAUCAAGUUCACGCUCAUCGACAGCCAAGCCCAGUACCCCCUCGUCAACACCAACUACGGCAAAAUCCGGGGGCUAAGAACACCGUUGCCCAAUGAGAUUUUGGGUCCCGUGGAGCAAUACUUGGGGGUCCCCUAUGCCUCGCCUCCCACGGGGGAGAGGAGGUUCCAGCCCCCGGAACCCCCUUCCUCCUGGACCGGUGUCCGGAAUGCCACCCAGUUCGCCGCCGUGUGCCCUCAACACCUGGACGAGAGGUCUCUCUUGCACGACAUGCUCCCRAUAUGGUUUACAGCCAAUCUGGAUACUUUGAUGACGUACGUCCAAGACCAAAACGAGGACUGCCUCUACUUGAACAUCUACGUGCCCACAGAAGACGGUAAUAUCAUUACUUGGAACGAUGAUGAUGUUGAUGGAGGUGAUGAUGAUGAUAUCCACGACCAGAGCAGCAAGAAGCCGGUCAUGGUCUACAUCCACGGCGGCUCCUACAUGGAGGGCACCGGSAACAUGAUCGACGGCAGCAUCCUGGCCAGCUACGGCAACGUCAUCGUCAUCACCAUCAACUACCGCCUGGGCGUCCUGGGCUUCCUGAGUACCGGGGACCAGGCGGCCAAGGGCAACUACGGGCUCCUGGACCAGAUCCAGGCCCUGCGGUGGAUCGAGGAGAACGUGGGGGCCUUCGGAGGGGACCCCAAGAGAGUGACCAUCUUCGGCUCAGGGGCCGGAGCUUCCUGCGUGAGCCUCCUCACCUUGUCUCACUACUCGGAAGGUCUGUUCCAAAAGGCCAUCAUCCAGAGCGGCACGGCGCUGUCCAGCUGGGCCGUCAACUACCAGCCGGCCAAGUACACGCGSCUCCUGGCCGACAAGGUGGGCUGCAACAUGCUGGACACGACGGACCUGGUGGAGUGCCUGCGCCACAAGAACCACAAGGAGCUCAUCCAGCAGGCCAUCACGCCGGCCACCUACCACAUCGCCUUCGGCCCGGUCAUCGACGGCGACGUGAUCCCGGACGACCCCCAGAUCCUCAUGGAGCAGGGCGAGUUCCUCAACUACGACAUCAUGCUGGGCGUCAACCAGGGCGAGGGGCUCAAGUUCGUGGACGGCAUCGUGGACAACGAGGACGGGGUCACCCCCAACGACUUCGACUUCUCCGUGUCCAACUUCGUCGACAACCUGUACGGCUACCCCGAGGGCAAGGACACGCUGCGCGAGACCAUCAAGUUCAUGUACACCGACUGGGCCGACAAGGAGAACCCCGAGACGCGCAGGAAGACCCUCGUGGCCCUCUUCACCGACCACCAGUGGGUGGCCCCCGCCGUGGCCACCGCCGACCUGCACGCGCAGUACGGCUCGCCCACCUACUUCUACGCCUUCUACCACCACUGCCAGAGCGAGAUGAAGCCCAGCUGGGCCGACUCGGCCCACGGCGACGAGGUCCCCUACGUCUUCGGGAUCCCCAUGAUCGGCCCCACGGAGCUCUUCAGCUGCAACUUCUCCAAGAACGACGUGAUGCUCAGCGCCGUGGUCAUGACCUACUGGACCAACUUCGCCAAAACCGGGGAUCCGAACCAGCCCGUCCCCCAGGACACCAAGUUCAUCCACACCAAGCCCAACCGCUUCGAGGAGGUGGCCUGGUCCAAGUACAACCCCAAGGACCAGCUGUACCUGCACAUCGGCCUCAAGCCCCGGGUGAGGGACCAUUACCGGGCCACCAAGGUGGCCUUCUGGCUGGAGCUGGUCCCCCACUUGCACAACCUGAACGAGAUCUUCCAGUACGUGUCCACCACCACCAAAGUCCCUCCCCCSGACAUGACCUCGUUCCCCUACGGCACCCGCCGGUCCCCUGCUAAGAUCUGGCCCACCACCAAGMGGCCGGCCAUCACCCCGGCCAGCGGCCCCAAGCACAGCAAGGACUCGCACAAGACGGGGCCCGAGGACACGACGGUCCUCAUCGAGACCAAGCGCGACUACUCCACCGAGCUGAGCGUGACCAUCGCGGUGGGCGCCUCGCUGCUCUUCCUCAACAUCCUAGCCUUCGCCGCCCUCUACUACAAGAAGGACAAGCGGCGGCACGAGACGCACCGGCGGCCCAGCCCGCAGCCGCGCAGCGCCACCAACGACAUCGCGCACAUCCAGAACGAGGAGAUCCUGUCGCUGCAGAUGAAGCAGCUGGACCACGACCACGAGUGCGAGUCGCUGCAGGCGCACGACACGCUGCGGCUCACCUGCCCGCCCGACUACACGCUCACCCUGCGCCGGUCCCCGGACGACAUCCCACUCAUGACGCCCAACACCAUCACCAUGAUCCCCAACACGCUGACGGGCAUGCAGCCCCUGCACACCUUCAACACCUUCAGCGGGGGACAGAACAGUACCAACCUGCCCCACGGACACUCCACCACCCGCGUAUAG